UAUAUAUACUGAGCAGAACUGUUCACAGAAUAGUGUGUGGAACUCACCCAGAACAGUUCAACUCUGAAAAAGGACAUAAUUAACAGCAAUCAUGGCACAGACAAACCCAGCCGGACUUUACAAGAUCACCGUUUACGAUCAAGAAAACUUCCAGGGCAAGAGGAUGGAAUUCACCACGUCCUGCAAGAACAUCAUGGACUGUGGUUUUGACAAUGUCAGAUCUCUCAAAAUCGACUGUGGAGCAUGGGCCGGUUACGAGCACUCCAGCUUCUGUGGACAACAAUUCAUCCUGGAGAAAGGAGAGUACCCCCGCUGGGACGCCUGGAGCGGCAGCAAUGCUUACCACACCGAGAGAAUGAUGUCCUUCCGCCCCAUCUGCUCUGCCAACCAUAAGGAGUCCAAAAUCGUUAUUUUUGAGAAGGAGAACUUCAUCGGCAGGCAGUGGGAGAUGUGUGACGAUUAUCCUUCUCUGCAAGCCAUGGGCUGGUGCAACAACGAGGUUGGAUCCAUGAAGAUUCAGGCUGGAGCAUGGGUUUGCUACCAGUACCCAGGAUACCGUGGCUUCCAGUACAUCAUGGAGUGUGACCGUCAUGGUGGAGAGUACAAGCACUGGAGAGAAUGGGGAUCCCACGCCCAGACCUUCCAGAUUCAGUCCCUCCGUCGCAUUCAGCAAUAA
Callorhinchus milii (elephant shark) is the source of this 676-nucleotide messenger RNA. RefSeq names its product crystallin, beta A1a (gene cryba1a). The record is from RefSeq and is a predicted model, not a curated record. The transcript has 6 exons. Gene Ontology annotation, molecular function: structural constituent of eye lens. Gene Ontology annotation, biological process: lens development in camera-type eye; visual perception. Lineage: Eukaryota; Metazoa; Chordata; Chondrichthyes; Chimaeriformes; Callorhinchidae. Bases 92 to 676 code for a protein of 194 amino acids.